Messenger RNA from Gastrolobium bilobum, 1971 nucleotides. RefSeq lists its product as uncharacterized. NCBI's taxonomy places the organism in Eukaryota, Viridiplantae, Streptophyta, Magnoliopsida, Fabales, Fabaceae. The record is from RefSeq and is a predicted model, not a curated record. The transcript has 4 exons. The coding region runs from base 54 to 1952 and encodes 632 amino acids.
GAAGAAAGUGAGUUGAUUCCUGGGUCGAGUCAUUUUUCUAAGAAACUAAUUCCAUGAUAGUCAGAGACAUAAUGGAAGAAAAGCAGUUAAACUUGAAUCAGCCACUUUUAUCAGUAAGGCGGUUCUCAUCAAAAGUGACCUCUGAAACAGAUCACAAAAGGAAAACUGGUAAUUCAUUAGCCAGAUUUCCUUCUUACAAAUCAGAGUUAAAGUCAGGUCCAGUGAGGAAUGCUGGAAAUGUUCCUUUUAUAUGGGAGAAGACACCAGGAAGACCCAAGGAUGAAAGCAAAUUACAGACACAGGCUGUUGAGCAGCCUCCAAUGACUCCAAACCCUCCACCUGGGAGGGUUUCAAAAACUAAGCAACAAGAUUCUGAUAUAGUUUCAAAAGGUGCAUCAGUUACUGAGAUGAGAACUGGAAGCACUGUUUCCAAUUCUAAAAGUGUUGCAUCAUUGGAUAAAAAAGUAACAAAGCAUGAAAGCUCAAAGGAGGAAAUUCAGGAGAAGAAAAGUUCUGAUUCAGAUGAUGGUGAUGAGGUCUAUCUAGAUGCUCUUGAUACACUUUCUAGGACUGAAUCAUUCCUCAUGAGCUCUACUGUGAGUGUUUUGAGUGGAUGGGAUGAUCAAGAGGUCCAACCAUCUGGAAGUUUCUCAAGUGAUCAACAAGCUCGCGAUUUCAUGAUUGACCGAUUCUUGCCUGCAGCAAAGGCAAUGACAUCUGAACCACCUCAAUAUGCUUCAAAGAAGCCACUUGUUGGACAAGAACAACAAAAACAGCUAAAGAAAGUUGUUAGUAUAGAAAGGUCUCGUCCCCUUAAUCAGCAUAGGCCAAAAGCCUUGCCACAUUACACCCAAGAUAUUGGUAGGGAAGGAAGCAAAAAUGAAAGUGAUGAUUGUAGUGGAUCUGAAAACUACACACCUACAGCUUGUGGCCUAUUUCCUCGGUUCUGUCUUUUGAAUACAAUACCAGGAUCAAGAAUGGAGGAUAAGGUUCAAAGUUCUGCAGUUCAUGGAAUGCAGGGUAAUUCAAAUGCUUCUCGCAUUAAAACUACAAAAGAGCAUGCUAAAACUCCUUAUUAUAGGAAAAAGAAAUUAGAUUCCCUGUGUGGCUUUACAGAAGAAAAAGAGAUUUUGGAUUUUCAUGAAAAAUCUAAACAUAGCACUGAUCUACAUGGAAGAGGUUGCAGCAAACUAUUAGCCUGUGCGAGCUAUGAAAGCCCUAUUGUUGAGAAAACUCUAUAUGUAGAUUCUGUACAUAAGGUUAAGUCUCAAACCAAUCACAGAGGGGACGGUUUUGAGUCUUUGAGAAGAGAUAGUGGCAUUAAUAAUAUUCCUUCUAUAGAUUCUUUACUUGAGAGUAGCAAUGGUAUGCCAAUGGAAAUGACAAAUCUUUCCAAGAAAAUAGACUCAGAAAAGCAAGGACUGACAAAGCCUGGCAACCGAGGAUGUGACUUGGAUCAGGAUUUGGUUGUGAUUUCAAGUCCAAAAGUGGUUGAAUGUAAAAAGAUAGAUUUGGAAAGUCAAGUGUCUAGCAGUCAAAAAAAUUCUGAAGCUGAUUUAAAGAGCCAACAAGCUGCCAAAUUGAUUCAUCAAGAAUCUACUUUGUGUAGCUCAAAGGUGGGUGGUGAUGAGAAGAUUGACUUAGAAAGCCAAUGUAUUAUGAAGUUAGACCAUCAAGAAACAUCUGAUACAAGUUAUUUUGAGCUUCCUCUUGCCCUUCCUUCACUAAAAGCUCCAUCAGAGUCUUGGCUUAAGCGUACUUUACCUACCAUUACCUCAAGAAACAUGCCUUCACGGUCCAACCUUGCUGCAUACAUUUAUGCACUAAGUCAACCUGCCAAGACAGCAUCACUUUAUCCUAAGUGGGAAACAAUUGUUAAGCCUUCUCAUGUACAUCAUGGGCAUCUGCACUUCCCUGAGGUAGAACUACUAGCACCCAUUCCAGAAGCUUGAGCAUUUUGGAGAGAAGGCC